This is a messenger RNA of Achroia grisella, 2657 nucleotides long. RefSeq names its product molybdenum cofactor sulfurase (gene mal). The transcript is spliced from 7 exons. Gene Ontology annotation, biological process: Mo-molybdopterin cofactor biosynthetic process. NCBI's taxonomy places the organism in Eukaryota, Metazoa, Arthropoda, Insecta, Lepidoptera, Pyralidae. The record is from RefSeq and is a predicted model, not a curated record. The coding region runs from base 23 to 2602 and encodes 859 amino acids. Gene Ontology annotation, molecular function: pyridoxal phosphate binding; molybdenum cofactor sulfurtransferase activity; molybdenum ion binding.
ACUUUUACACACUUCAGCAGAGAUGUCCACUUUAAGUAAUAUCAUUGAAAAUGAUACAAUGGAAAAAAUCGCUUUGGAGUUUAUUAGAUUGGGAGAUAGAUGCUACCUGGAUAAUGCUGGUGCUACAUUAUAUCCCCAGUGUUUACUUAAAAGUAUAAAUGAAGAUCUCCUUAAUAAUAUUUAUGUAAACCCACAUACAGAUAAGUAUACACAAGACUGUUUAGAACAAAUCAGAUAUCGCAUCUUGACUCAUUUCAACACUGACUCUUCAAAUUAUUCUGUUGUAUUCACAUCAGGUACUACACAGUCAUUGAAACUAGUGGGAGAGUCUUUUAAGUUUGCCAUGGAUAAAAAUGAAGUUCUAAACUGUGGCUCACUUGUUUACUUAAGAGAUAAUCAUACAUCUGUACUAGGGCUGAGAGAAAUUGCUGCAGAGAAGAAUGUGGAUAUCAUACAUAUAUCACAUGAAGAUUUCUUGGAAACCUUAAAUGCAAAUGAAGUGUCUCCUUCAACAAAUUGUAGAGAAGAAUAUAAAAAUAAAGGGAAUACAUUACUGGUGUACCCAGCACAGAGUAAUUUCAAUGGUUAUAAAUACCCUAUAGAUUGCUUGAAAAUUAUAAAAGAAGGAUGUAUCAAUCAAUACACAAAGAAACACUUGAGUAAAAUUAAUUGCAAUUGGUAUGUCUUAUUGGAUGCUGCAUGUUAUGUUUCCACAAAUAAAUUAGAUUUGUCUAUAGUACAGCCUGAUUUUGUGUGUUUAUCUUUUUAUAAAGUUUUUGGGUAUCCUACUGGAUUAGGAGCAUUACUUAUAAGAAAUAGUAGUGCAGAUGUUCUAAAUCACAAGAAAUACUUUGGAGGUGGCACUGUUGAUAUAGUUUUAAGCAGUGAAGAUUUUCAUGUCAAAAGAAAAACUCUUCAUGAGAGAUUUGAAGAUGGCACAUUACCAUUUUUAUCAAUCGUAGCUCUAAAACAUUGUUUUGAUGCAAUGACCAAAUUGAUUCCUAAAGUUAUCAACAAUGAUAUUAUGGAAACUAUAUCACACCACACAUUUAAUUUAGCAAAGGAUCUUUAUUGUCAACUUGGGAAACUUCAUCACAAAAAUGGAGACAAAGCAGUAGUUCUUUAUAUGGAUUCUGACUUUACUGAUAUUCGUAAACAAGGUGCAAUCGUCACAUUCAAUUUAAUGAGAGAAGAUGGCACAUUUAUUGGUUAUUCUGAGUUCCAACACUUGGCAGAUCUAUUCAACAUAACUGUACGAACUGGGUGUUUUUGUAACUCAGGCUCCUGUCAGCGUCAUUUGAAAGCAAGCAAUGAAGAAAUGAAGGACAUGUACAAAGCAGGUCACAAGUGUGGCGACGACAUAGACUUAAUUGAUGGUAAACCAACUGGUGCCAUUCGAGUAUCAUUUGGCUAUUACAAUACGUACAAUGACGUUGAUAAACUAAUGACAAUGAUUUGCCGAUGUUUCGUUAGAGCUAAUUAUAAAAAACCAAAACGAUUAUCAAAUAAUAUCAUAAUGUCGAAAUCUCCAAAUCAUAUAAAAUACAUAUGUACAGUUGAUGAUAAACAAAUAGCUAAUGAGCCGGCGUAUAUAGACGAAAAAUAUACCGCUGCACAUACAGUUCUCACAUCUGGUACUGUGCUGUCUCAAAUAGCUCUUUUCCCAGUUAAAUCUUGUGGCGCCUUUAAAAUCACUACUUCAUGGAAAAUCGGUCGAAAAGGCUUCGAAUACGAUAGAGAGUGGAUGAUUGUCAAGGAUAAUGGGGUAUGUCUAACUCAGAAACAAAAUACACGUAUGUGCAUGAUACGACCUAAAAUUGAUUUAAAACGGAAAGUAAUGACUCUAUACUUUAAAGGUCUUGCUCCAAUAUCAGUACCUUUAGAUCCUGUAGGAAACAAGCAUAAAGAGGUUACAUUUUGUCAAAGCAAAGUUUGUACGGACUUAGUCAAAGGAUAUGAUUGUGGAGAUGAAGUUGCUAAUUGGAUAUCAAAUGCUUUAGAAGUAUCAUACCUAAGAUUAAUAAAACAAGCAAGCAUUGAUAAUAGAAUACAAAAGAGGAAUGCAAAUGAUGACAAAAAAUUACUUUCAUUAAGUAAUCAAGCGCAAUUCUUAUUAAUAAAUAAAGCAACUGUUCGGUGGCUGAAUGAUAAAAUACAAGAGUCAUUAUUCACAGACGACAUUGACCAGUUAAUAGAUCGUUUUAGAGGAAAUAUAAUCAUAACCAUGGACGAAGAAUUAGUAGAAAGACAUUGGCAGAGAGUGAUAAUUGGGAGACAUGAAUUCAAGGUUGAUGGAGAAUGUCGGCGAUGUCAAAUGGUAUGCAUAGAUCAGCAAACUGGAGAGAAGACAGUCGAACCACUUCGAACUAUUUCAGAACAGUUUGCAGGAAAAUUAUGUUUUGGAAUAUACUUAAGCUACAUUGGCACUGUAGAUGGGUCGACGGACCGUAUAAUGAAGAUAAAUACGCCUAUCAAGCCUAUAAUUAAUGAUGAUGAUAUAAGCAGGUUCAAGGAUUGGUUUUAUUUAUACUUUUUAGGCAACUGUGUUUGCCCUUCUGAAAUGUCUUCCAAUAAGCAAAAUAAUUAUUUAAUGACUAACUAGACUAGACUAGGAAAAUGAUUUUUAAUGACUAACCUUUAUAUACUGUUUUAAUUCU